Molecule: messenger RNA, 1628 nt
Organism: Hemicordylus capensis (graceful crag lizard)
Lineage: Eukaryota; Metazoa; Chordata; Lepidosauria; Squamata; Cordylidae
Gene: HOXD9
Product: homeobox D9
Exons: 2
Coding region: 382-1560 (392 amino acids)
Biological process (GO): proximal/distal pattern formation; embryonic skeletal system morphogenesis; anterior/posterior pattern specification
Cellular component (GO): nucleus
Molecular function (GO): DNA-binding transcription factor activity, RNA polymerase II-specific; RNA polymerase II cis-regulatory region sequence-specific DNA binding
Source: RefSeq, a predicted model, not a curated record
GCCUGCUUGGAGUCUGGCUAAGGCAGAAGGGUGGAAGGAUCUCGGCUUUCUCUCCCUCUCUCGCAUUCUGUAUACAGUUACAGUUGGGAGGGUGGUGUGUGUGUGUGUGUGUGUGUUUUUAAAAAUCUGAAUGGUGUGGGGCUGUUGUUGUCCUUGUUGGUUGGUAAGGGUGUGUGUGUGUGUGUGUGGUUGUUUUUUUUUAAAAGUCACAGCAACCCCCCAGUUUAGCGGAUUGAUUUACUCAGAGUAUUGGUAAAUAUGAUCACGUGGGCGGCGGGACCAAUGGUUGAGGCUGGCAGUCUGCAAAAUACUACGAUUGUUCUCAGGGCAAGGCGAUCAUCCACAGUUAACAGAGUAACCUUUUUUUAGCUUCCCCCCCAUAUGCCCUGCUACGGAGGGAGCCUCCAAAACAUGUCGUCGAGCGGCACCCUCAGUAACUACUAUGUCGAUUCUCUCAUAGGCCACGAGAGCGAGGAAGUGUACGGGGGCGGCGGCGGCGGCGUUGGAGGCGGCGGCGGAGGCGGCGGGGCCGGCCGGUUCCUGCAGGGAGGCCACCAUGCGAGCCCCAGGCCAGCAUCAGGUGUGGUGGCCGAGGGCUCGGAUUUCGCCUCCUGCAGCUUCGCGCCCAAGUCCGCCGUCUUCUCCGCCUCCUGGUCCGCCGUCCACCCCCAGCCUCCUCCGGCGCCCAUGCCGGCGGGCAUCUACCAUCCAUACAUGCCCCAGCCCCACUUAGGGGGCCCGGGCGAGAGCGGAGGGGGCAGAUACGUGCGCUCCUGGAUCGAGCCCUUCGCCUCCUUCCCCAGCAGCCCCAGCAACAACCACGCCGCUGCCGCUGCUGCGGCCACCAUUGCUCCGGCCGGCACCGGGUCAGGCUCCUCCGGCGGGCGCCACUAUGGGAUCAUCAAGCCGGAGAGCGGGGCAGCAGCAGCAGCAGCAGCAGCUUCUUCGGGUUCCAUCGCUGCCCCCUCUUCUUCCUCCUCUUCUUCCUCCUCCUCUUCCUCCUCCUCCUCCACCUCCUCCUCCUCCUCUUCUCCUUCCAAAAGGACUGAGUGCUCCUCGUCCCGGGAGCCCCCGGGGAUCAGUGGGCCCGAGUACACGUGCAAUUCCUUCCUGGCCGAGCCCCGCGAGAAGGCAGCGUCGGUGGCAGGGGCCGCCAGCAACGGCGCGCACCUCGUCCCAAGCGCCGCCGCCACCACCGCCGCCGCCGCCGCCACCCUCGCUACGGUCUCCAACCCGGCCAAGCCAGCUUCUGGUUGCAGCCGCAAUUCCAGCCCGAGCAGCGAUCUGAAGGAGGAGAAACAGCAGCAACUUGACCCAAAUAAUCCUGCAGCAAACUGGAUCCAUGCUCGUUCCACCAGGAAAAAGCGCUGCCCCUACACCAAAUUCCAAACGCUGGAACUGGAAAAGGAAUUCCUCUUUAAUAUGUACCUCACCCGUGAUCGCCGUUACGAAGUGGCUAGGAUUUUAAACCUGACAGAGAGACAGGUCAAAAUAUGGUUUCAGAACCGAAGGAUGAAAAUGAAAAAGAUGAAUAAGGAGAAAGGCAAUAAAGGGGACUAGCGCCUUGGGUAUGCGUGAGCUUUGGAAAUACAAUGGAAUUUCUAUUAAACACACACACACAUACACAA